Protobothrops mucrosquamatus (brown spotted pit viper) is the source of this 2310-nucleotide messenger RNA. RefSeq names its product protein tyrosine phosphatase receptor type E (gene PTPRE). Lineage: Eukaryota; Metazoa; Chordata; Lepidosauria; Squamata; Viperidae. Gene Ontology annotation, molecular function: protein tyrosine phosphatase activity. Gene Ontology annotation, biological process: protein dephosphorylation. The record is from RefSeq and is a predicted model, not a curated record. The transcript has 20 exons. The coding region runs from base 24 to 2105 and encodes 693 amino acids.
CAUUGUCUUCCAUUAGAUCCAAGAUGGAAUAUUUUUGUUCAAUAUUGCUAAUUUCCAUUAAUUUUCUACAUUCCGAAGCAUUUCAUGACAAUGGAACUGCAUCACAUAAUGAAACAACCACAGAUCCCCCAAGAGAAAAUGGUCAGCCAUCACAUUUACUGACUUCAGUGCUGAUCCUGAUUUUAGUCUUCAUAAUUUUAAUUAUUUUAGCUGGCUAUUUCUUCAGGUUCCGAAGACACAGAAAAGCAGUUGUAAAUUCCACUGAUAAAAAAAUGCCAAAUGGAAUCUUAGAAGAGCAAGAACAGCAGAGAGUGAUGCUUCUCAGACAGUCUCCUUCUGGCCCAAGGAAGUAUUUUCCUAUUCCAGUAGAGCUCUUGGAAGAUGAAAUCCGGAUAAGAGCAGCUGAUGAUGGGAAGUUGUUCCGGGAAGAAUUUAAUUCAUUGCCACCUGGAUAUUUGCAAGGAUCACUUGAGAUGGCAAACAAAGAGGAAAACAGAGAAAAAAACAGAUACCCCAACAUAUUACCUUAUGAUCAUUCCAGAGUAACUUUAAUGCAGAUAGAUGGAUUUCAGUGUUCAGACUACAUUAAUGCUUCAUAUAUAGAUGGCUACAAGGAAAAGAAUAAAUUUAUAGCUGCUCAAGGUCCUAAACAGGAUACAGUAAAUGAUUUCUGGAGGAUGAUAUGGGAACAGAAGUCUGCAACUAUUGUCAUGUUAACAAAUGUGAAAGAGAGAAAAGAGGACAAAUGUUUCCAGUAUUGGCCUGAUCAAGGAUGCUGGACCUAUGGAAGCAUCCGGGUUUCUGUGGAGGACUGCAUAGUUCUUGUAGAUUACACCAUUCGAAAGUUUUGUAUUCAGCCGCAGGUUUCUGAUGGCUGUAAAGCUCCGAGACUUGUCACUCAGCUUCAUUUCACCAGCUGGCCUGAUUUUGGAGUGCCUUUUACACCUAUUGGAAUGCUUAAAUUCCUAAAGAAAGUCAAGUCAUUGAAUCCUGCACAUGCUGGACCAAUAGUGGUUCACUGUAGUGCUGGUGUGGGUCGUACAGGCACAUUCAUAGUAAUAGAUGCCAUGAUUGACAUGAUGCAUACUGAACAAAAAGUUGAUGUUUUCGAGUUUGUGUCAAGAAUUCGCAGCCAGCGUCCACAGAUGGUUCAAACGGAUAUGCAGUAUUCCUUCAUAUAUCAAGCCUUACUUGAAUACUACCUCUAUGGUGACACAGAACUAGAUGUAUCCUCCUUAGAAAAACAUCUGCAGCAAUCAAAUAGCACCACACCAAAUCUUGUUAAAAUAGGAUUGGAAGAAGAGUUUAAAAAAUUAACAAAUGUUCGAAUAAUGAAAGAAAACAUGAGAACUGGUAAUCUGCCAGCAAAUAUGAAGAAAGCCAGAGUUAUCCAAAUAAUCCCUUAUGACUUUAACAGAGUGAUUCUUUCAAUGAAACGAGGUCAGGAGUACACAGAUUAUAUCAAUGCUUCCUUCAUAGAUGGCUAUCGCCAAAAGGACUACUUCAUUGCAACUCAAGGACCUCUUCCUCAUACUGUGGAAGACUUCUGGCGAAUGGUGUGGGAGUGGAAAUGCCACACCAUUGUUAUGCUUACAGAAGUUUUGGAAAGGGAGCAAGAAAAAUGUUUCCAGUAUUGGCCAUCAGAAGGUUCUGUUUCUUAUGGCGAGAUUACCAUUGAUAUUAAGAAUGACUUGCUUGUUGAUACUAUAAGCAUAAGGGACUUUUUGAUUACACACAAUCAGGAGAAGCAAGGCAGAGUUAUUCGACAGUUUCAUUUUCAUGGAUGGCCUGAGAUAGGCAUUCCGACUGAAGGGAAAGGUAUGAUUGACCUCAUUGCAGCUGUUCAGAAACAGCAACAGCAGACAGGAAACCAUCCCAUUACAGUACACUGCAGUGCCGGAGCUGGAAGAACAGGUACAUUCAUAGCACUCAGCAAUAUUUUGGAGCGAGUCAAAGCUGAGGGGCUCUUAGAUGUAUUUCAAGCUGUGAAGAGCUUACGGCUGCAAAGACCACAUAUGGUGCAAACACUGGAACAGUAUGAAUUCUGCUACAAAGUGGUACAAGAUUUCAUUGAUAUUUUUUCUGAUUAUGCCAAUUUCAAGUGAAAAUGCUUGCCAUUUUUUUUAAUUUAAUCAUCUGUACAAAGAUUUGUAAAUCAUGUUAAUUUAUUUCCAUUUUUUUAAAAAAAAAUCUAAAUAUACAUAUGAUUAUGUUUUGCUUUGAAUGUCUCUUCAGGUAUAUGUAUCAUUCAAAUAAGCUUCUACCUUGAUUCAAAGGAGUAUGCACAGACUCUUUUCAUACAAUAAAAUA